UCUCUCACUAAAAAUAAAUCAUUCCCGCUCUCAUUUCAGCCGUUUUCUCUCUCUCUCUCUCUCUCUCUCUCUCUCUCUCUCUCUGACCGCGUAGCUCUCUGCGUUCCUUGAAGGGCACCGGCGAAAGCAUCGUUUGCUUCCUGUAUCGUACGUGUUAGUGCCGUGGCGAUCUUGGAUUCUUGUUUCGUUUUUUUUUUUUUGAGAGUGAUUGGAAUAAAUUGCGUGAUUUAGUGAGGCUCUGUAUUUCUCUUGCAACGCAUUUGAGCUGCAAUGAUAUCUAGUAGACCUCAGACAAGAAGAGAAGUAGGCGCUGUUGAAGAUGAGGAUGAGAAGAGAGGUGCUGCACUGGAGAAAGCUCUGAGUUCUUCAUCAAAAUAUGCUAGGCAUCAGAAAAGAAAGAAAAAAGGCACUCCUGAAGAGAACGAGGAAGAAACGUGUGUAGUAGCAAAGAAAGUUACAGUUAGGACUAGGAGGCGGGAUCAGAAAUCAGAAGGGAAAAGUGAACCUAUUUUGCCCAGAAAAGAUUUGAAUGUUCUUCCUUCUGGCACUUCAGAGCUAUUUGGUGGGAAUAUUACUGAAGGAAGAGACUGUUGCUAUGAAUUGGAGCUUCAACAACUUCAACCUUCUGAAAAGAUUAAACUGCAACUCUUUCCAAUAAAUGAAAGUACUCGCUUGAGAUUGGAAAAAGAUGGGUACAAUCCAUUUUUGGAACUCACUUUAAGUGCUAAGAAGAGGAUAUGGUCCGUGAUCAAGCAUAUAAACACAAAGUGGGGCAAUGAAAAUGGCAAGUGGGGGAAGGCCUUGCUUUUCCCCUAUGAUGUUAAUUUGGAGAAAUUAGCUUCCUACAGAAGAUGGAGUAUGGAAGAUACUGAAAUUUCUGCAAGAGAAGUUUAUAUGUCUGUAAAUAGUCCUGCUGUUUUUCGCCUAAGGUAUGGCUGGUUUUUGGAUCAUCAAUUGGAGGGCUUCAAAAUGCCUCUUUUGUCUACUCAUUCUGACUCUAGAAGGCAAUCUGAGGUCAGCAGCCAAGCUUUAGAUAUCCAAGUUAACCAAAUGAAGGAGACUAAAAUAGAAAAUAAAUAUUUUGAAAAAAUUAAGUCUACUAAUGAAGCUUCAGAUGUUGUAAAAGAGCAGAUGCCUUCAGUUGAACAAGUUGAAUGUGUGGGUAAUCAACUGAAAGCUGAUGGUAUCUAUGAACCUUUAGUGCCAUGGGAAGAUAACUUGACGAACUUAAGCAUUGGGGGGCUACUUUCAGAAGUAUCUCUGCUGGGUAAGAUCAUCAAAAGUGACACUGAAUCAGCAAGUCAAAUGCAGCCAUUUCUGGCAGUUUCUGACUUUAGUGUUGGAGGUUUGCUUUCUGAAGUAUCUUUGCAAGGCAAGAUGAAUAGUGGUGGUUUGAACUCGGUGAAGGAAUUGGACAGGCAGCCACUUAAAUUAGUCUCAGGUGUAGACACAGGGUGCUUGCUGUCACAAGCAACUUUGCAGGGUGAGAUUCAUGAUUACAUUCCACCUACACAAGAAUUUGAAAUGCCGAGAACAAUGGCAGGCAACAAUGCUCAGCAACAGUUUUCUUGGGUUGACAGUCUAACUGCCUUGAGCAUUGGAGGCUUGCUUUCUGAGGCAUCAAUGCAGGGAAUGAUAAAUAACGUGAAUCCAAAUUUAAGUGGGAACAAAUCAAGCUUGCCACAAUCUUCAUCAACUGCUGCCUCACUUGGUGCUUUUGUUGCUACUCAAUUAAAUUCACAUCUUCCUGACUCAAAACUACAAUUGGAUGAACCAUGCACAUCUUUCUUCGAUGCUGAAGAGACGUGCCAUGCGUUUCCUGUAAGGAAAGUUUCUCCUUUGAGUGGAAUGGCCGUGACUGCUAGUGAAGCAGGCAGUUCCAUGGAAUGUCAGGAAGGUGUGCGUUUGACAUCUGAAGCUACAGCUCAGGAUCAAUCCAAGACAAAGUUGUUGCCUCGUUCACAAGGGAUUGUUGAUGAAGACAGCUGCAACCUCGCACUAAAAGGGAUCAAAUGGAAUGACUCUCUUGGACCAUUUGAUCUAGGACAACCUGUCUGGUCGCCGCUCACAGUUGGCGACAGCCAUUUGGUUAAGUAGUGAUUGUCGGAUCUAUAUCCUCGGUAUGUACGUAAUCGUUAACAUAUCAGCAAGAAUUUUGGAGAAAUAAAUGCACCACCGAAGGGGUAUUAUUCCGUACCGUUGAAAACAGAGUUUUUUUACAUUCUCAAGUACACAGCCACUUCCCUGGGAAUACACUGUUUUGGGAUAUGGAAUGAACAAACGCGACAUUUAUUAAUACUCUAAACUGUCCAUAUGAAUAAUAAACAUGGAAAUUUAUAGUGUA
Messenger RNA from Ipomoea nil (Japanese morning glory), 2344 nucleotides. RefSeq lists its product as uncharacterized. Bases 271 to 2097 code for a protein of 608 amino acids. Gene Ontology annotation, biological process: pattern specification process. The record is from RefSeq and is a predicted model, not a curated record. Lineage: Eukaryota; Viridiplantae; Streptophyta; Magnoliopsida; Solanales; Convolvulaceae. Gene Ontology annotation, molecular function: chromatin binding. Gene Ontology annotation, cellular component: nucleus. The transcript has 8 exons.